This is a messenger RNA of Drosophila suzukii, 1479 nucleotides long. RefSeq names its product Tetraspanin 68C (gene Tsp68C). Gene Ontology annotation, cellular component: plasma membrane. Lineage: Eukaryota; Metazoa; Arthropoda; Insecta; Diptera; Drosophilidae. The record is from RefSeq and is a predicted model, not a curated record.
GAAUAAAAGCGAGUUUAAAUAAGUAUUAUAAGCUUAGGCUUUGGAGUAUAUGCAUACCCACAUAAUUGAGCAUGCAGUGCACUGCCCUUACUGAUCGCUGUCCAUGUCGCAAUUAUUGCAUUUCGUCAUAACAUAUUUGGUUCUAAUUUAUUUAAAAACGACCACGCCCGCUUUGAUAUAAACAUGGGCUGCUGUUUUAAUUAUAAAUUGGUACUCAAUCUAUGUAACUUUCUGUUUUUGAUAUGUGGCUUGCUGCUGAUUGCAUCAGGCUUGUAUAUCUUUUCGGAUAACAAGCGCAUUCUGCUCUCAAGACUUUUGGCUGCCUCCAGCGAUCGGUUGAGCUCACUUCCCCAGCCCUUGCUGUUUUAUAUAGCCCUGGGCGUGGCCAUUGCCGGAUUUGUGGCCACUCUGGCUGCGGUCGUGGGUUUCUGGGCCAGCUGUCUACACACCUACUGUUUCCUGACCAUAUAUUUCCUGAGCGUUGUGGUGCUGCUUUUGACCGAAUCGGUUUUGUGCCUGGCCAUUACAUUAUGGCCUCAUUGCCUGGGUAUAAGCCUGGACGAGAGUCAAAUGGUGCGAUCCUUGCAGGUCAACUAUGGAGUUCCUGGGCAGGAGCAGUUCACCAAUGCCAUGGAUUUGGCACAGGCACGUUUCGGCUGCUGCGGGAUGAAGACUUCCCUGGACUACGACACAUCGUUGUGGCGAUUGCAGGGCUAUGGACAAAGGAAUUGGCCGGUUCCACUCAGUUGUUGUGUGCUGGAAAAUUCGGAACAUCCCUUAUCGUUUCUGGAUCCCAAACCGGCCAACGAGUCCAUGUGCCAGUCUCUAGAGCGAUUAUCCUACGAACGGGAGCGCAACACAGAGUCCUGCCUUCCCCAUCUGGACAACUGGUACCGGGAACAGUAUAGCGUCUUCCUUGGUGGCAGUCUAAUUUUGGCACUCAUUGAGUUCUCUGUCCUGCUGGCAAUUAUCAUGAGCUGCACUGGUCUGGCCUCAAAACGGGCCAGACUCAAGAAACCCACUCAGGAAAGGAGAGCUCAAAAGGUGAAGUCUCGACAAACUCUGAUCGAAAACAUAUACGAACCCGAGGUGGAACUCAGGGAAAAUUCCAGUCACAGUUUGGAAGGAAUAUAUCUGGGACCAGCUAGCCGGCAUGUCAGCAGUGAGGAUUUUAAAGAGCUGUACAUUAAGCCGAGGGACCUGUACAGACAACACCAUUUGGGCACAGGAAAACCCAAUCCUGUCGACCGUCCACCGCAAAUGAGAAAUUAUUUGGUGUAAACUUUUACUGUCCAUGGGUUAAUAUAAGAACUUACGAGUUUUACGUACCUUUAAAAAAGUAAUACCGCUCAAUAAUAAUUAAUAAGGUAAGUUAGUUGACAGAAUAAGUGACUUGUAUAAAAUAUUCUUUAUUUAACUUUCGUGGUUACGGAUAUACAAUUCUAAUUAUCAGAAUAUAUUUAAUAUUAACUAGUACUU